AUGCAUCUGGGAAGAGGCGAAAACAGACGGCACGCCAAGGUACAGAGCCGGCUUUCUGCGUGUGGCUUUGGCGUGAGGGCGAGUUUCUCCGCGCCGCCCGCAGCCCACCCGGCACCCGGAGCAUCCCGGAGGGCCCGGCCGCCUUUUUGGGAGCAGUUCUCCAGGCAACCACGCCCCUCCCCUUCCCCCCGCCCGCAGGAAGUGCCACCGCCCAGCGCGGGCCCCCGGGCAGCGCCUCCGCCGUCUCCCGAGCUGGCACGCGCCGCCCUUGGAUCAGCCUGGGCGCGCCCGGGCCCAGACGCGCACGAAGUCUCCUCCCGAAGCCCCGGCCCCGAAGGAGAAAACGCCGCGCGCAGGGCCCAGCGCGCCCCCGCUUUGGGGAAGCCCGGGCCCGGCCGGCGGCAGGGUGGCGCCCUCUGGGGCCCUCCCGAGGGUCAGCUGCGGGCGGCGGCCGGGGCGCGGCGGGCGCGGGAAGCCAGAGGACGGCUGACUCAUCUUCCUUCCCGCCGCCGCAACCCAUGUGACUCACGGUGGAACUCAGCCCACAUCCAGAUUCCAGCACCGGCAGCAGCCCCGUGGGAGGAACCAUCCAUCACCACGGCCUCUGAUCCUGGGCCUUUUGAUUCAUGCUACAACACAGAGGAACCUUGAGGACAUUAUGUUAAGUGAAUGCCCUCUGCUAUAGUCUGGGAAACUCUGCCAGGUUCUGAGCCAGCGAAGGAAGAAGACGGCCUCACCCUGCGGACCCCACCCUCCAGGAAUGGAUUUAUGCUUCAUUGUUGGUGGCAACUAUAGAAACCACAG
Messenger RNA from Aethalodelphis obliquidens (Pacific white-sided dolphin), 804 nucleotides. RefSeq names its product skin secretory protein xP2-like. Lineage: Eukaryota; Metazoa; Chordata; Mammalia; Artiodactyla; Delphinidae. Bases 1 to 651 code for a protein of 216 amino acids. The record is from RefSeq and is a predicted model, not a curated record. The transcript is spliced from 5 exons.